Messenger RNA from Acanthoscelides obtectus, 234 nucleotides. The record is from the annotation of a GenBank genome assembly. Lineage: Eukaryota; Metazoa; Arthropoda; Insecta; Coleoptera; Chrysomelidae.
AUGCAUCAAGCAAUAACACAGACGGAUAAAAAGUUGACACCACUAAACCUUUCAGAAACAUCUUUAAACCCUGAGGCAAAGAUAACCCCAAUGCAGGAUCUGGUUGGCCAAUGGAAAGCCAAACCACUACAUGGUCGGUAUAGGAGCCGCAUAGACGACAACGCCAUUGACACGAAGGCUUCCCAAGGAUGGUGCAGUCAGGUAAUCUGUUCCUGGAGACGGAGGGCUUCAUAG